Drosophila navojoa is the source of this 3953-nucleotide messenger RNA. It is a transcript of the gene Tmtc2, whose product is annotated as Transmembrane O-mannosyltransferase targeting cadherins 2. Gene Ontology annotation, biological process: protein O-linked glycosylation via mannose. Gene Ontology annotation, cellular component: endoplasmic reticulum membrane. Lineage: Eukaryota; Metazoa; Arthropoda; Insecta; Diptera; Drosophilidae. The record is from RefSeq and is a predicted model, not a curated record. Gene Ontology annotation, molecular function: mannosyltransferase activity; protein binding.
GAAUUAAACAACAAUAGCAACAACAACAACAAUAAAAACAACAAUAACACCAAGAUUCAACAACAGAGAUACAUGAAAUAUUCAAACUAACUAAAAGCAAGGCAAUUCAUAAGAAAAUUCCUGAAAAUCCAAAGCACAACUCGGCAGUCAGUUGCUGCUGGCGGGCAUAUGACGCUAAUGGAGCAUCGCCUGGCCAAGCAACCACUGGCACCACCCGCUGCAAUGCUAGCCAAACUGUGGCCUUGGCUGCGGCAUGAGGCGUGGCCGUGGCUGCAUAAAUCAAACAUGGACUACACCUCGCUCGUGUGCUGCGGUCUGGCUUUCGUCUUAUAUUUGAACACGCUUAAUGCGGGAUUUGUCUAUGACGACAGACGCGCAGUUCUGGCUAAUGCGGACGUCUCUGGUGGCUCGAGCUGGCAACGCAGCUUUGGCAAUGACUUUUGGGGCACGCCUCUGACGGACAGCGGUUCGCACGGCUCCUGGCGGCCGCUGACUGUGCUGAGCUUCCGUUUGAACUAUCUGCUGGCCGGCGGCUUUGCGCCCUGGGGCUUUCAUUUGGGCAACAAUUUGCUGCACUGUGUUGCCACCGCGCUGGUGGUGCGCGUGGCGCGCACACUGCUCGCCUCCUUCUGGGCGGUGCUGGCCACGGGCGCCCUAUUCGCCGCCCAUCCCAUCCACACAGAGGCGGUGGCUAGCGUGGUGGGACGCGCUGAUGUGGCGGCCUGCGUUUGCUAUCUGCUCACGUACCUCAGCUAUUUGCGGCACAUGCGUUGGCGCGAGUCGGCCGAUCCACGCCAGUGGUUGGCGCUGGCCACCACGCUGCUAUUCUCUAUAGCGGCGCUGCUCUGCAAGGAGACGGCCAUAACAGCGCUGCUCGUCUGUGCGGCAUUCGAUGUGAUGCGCGGCCUAAGCGGACAGGUGGACAAGCAACGCCUGCGCUCGCUGUUCUUUGUGCUUGGUGCGCUCGGCUGCAGCGUCUACUACCGCCUGAUCGUGGUGCCUGGACCACAGAGCGCCUUCUCGAGCGCCGACAAUCCUAUCGCACGCACCGCCUCCACCUGGACGCGUCUGCUGACCUUCCUGCACCUGCCCGUUGUCAAUUUGAAGCUGUUGCUGCUGCCUCAGGUGCUCAGCUUCGAUUGGGGCAUGGAUGCGCUGCCACGCGUCACAACGUUGUGGGAUCGACGCAAUGCUCAGUCCGCCUGCCUCUACACCGUGCUGCUGGGCGUGGCCUGGCGUGGCUGCAAGGUGCUGCUGCACAGCGGCGAGCUGGCCGAUGUGGCCGGAUCGAGCGGCAGCAGCUAUCCACAAUAUCAUAUACAGAAGGUGGGACGCAAGUCACGCGCAAAGCGCAAGCGACUGGCCAACAACAACAACAACAAUAGCAACAGCAACAAGUACCAAGCCUUCGAGGCGGCCUAUCAUCAGGAGGCGCUGCCCUGCAGCGACUGCAACAACAACAACGGCGUCUAUGUCUAUGGCGAUGCGACGCAGCAACAGCAACAUCCGCACACGCAUCCGCAGCAACAUGCAGCACAUGCGCCGCAUCAACUAGUGUCUUCCGCCGUCAGCCUCGCCCUGCACAAGGCCUUCCGUGGCUCGCGCAGCAGCAGCAGCUGCAGCAACAGCACCACGGCCAGCAACAAGAGCAGCGGCAGCAGCAGCAGCAGCGCCAGCAACAGCUCCAACUGCAGCAGCAGCAGCAGUAGCAGCAACAGCAGCUGCUGCAGCAACCGCUCCUGCCCCAACUCCUGCCCCAACUCCUCGGACUACAUGCUCGGCGGCAUGUCUGUGGCGGCGCGCAACUCUUGCAUCCUGCUCAUGUCGUGCGCCUUCCUCACGCUCCCUUUUCUGCCAGCGAGCAAUCUCUUCUUCUACGUGGGCUUUGUGGUCGCUGAGCGUCUGCUGUACCUGCCCAGCGUCGGCUUCUGUCUGCUCGUUGGCUAUGGCGUCUCCAAGCUGCUGGAUCGCGACUCUCGCACUCGCCGCCUCCUGCUGCUCAUCGGCCUGGGCAUGCUGCUCGUUUCGUUCAGUGUGCGAACUGUGCAACGCAACGCCGACUGGCGGGACGAGGAGAGUCUCUUUCGCAGCGCCAUCACAGUCAAUCCGCCAAAAGCGCUGGGCAAUUUGGGCAGUGUGCUGAGCUCCCAGGCGCGCUACGAGGAGGCCAAGCAGGUGCUGCAGGAGGCCAUACGGUACAGGCCCAACAUGGCGGACGUUCACUUCAAUUUGGGCAUUUUGCAUCAGAAUCAGCAGGACUACAAGUCAGCCGUCGAGUGUUUUCAGCGCGCCAUCAAAUUUCGGCCAAGCCUGGCAGUGGCCUAUCUGAACCUGGGCAUAUCAUUCAUUGCGCUGGGCAAGCGUCAGCAGGCCAUCGAAAUUCUGCAGUUGGGCGCCACGCUGGAGGGUGCAACGGUACGCGAUCGCAGCGCACACGACCAGGCCAGAAGCUCGGCGUAUCUGCAGCUGGGCGCACUCUAUGUGGAGCAGGGCAAGCUGCAGCGUGCAUUGGCCACCUACCGCGAGGCGUUGUCCUCGCUGCCCGCCCUCGUGCAGCAGCGCGAGGUGCUCUACCAGCGCAUUGGCGACGUCUUUGGCCGGCUGCAGCAAUGGGACGAGGCGGAGCGGCAUCAUCGCGCCGCGCUCGAGCUGCAGCCCAACCAGGUGGCGGCACACCUCAGCUAUGGCAUAACACUCGCACGAAAUAGCAGUCGCGCCUCGGAGGCGGAAAUGUGGUUCAAGCGCGCACUGAAACUGGCGCCGGAGCAGGCCAGCGUCUAUCACCAUUAUGCUGAAUUCCUGUCGCUGCAGUCGCGACAUCACGAGUCCGCCGUCUAUCAUCGACGUGCCGCGGAGCUGGCGCCCACGGACUAUGCCCUGGUGGUGGCAGCGGCCACCUCGCUGCGUCUGCUCGAUCGCAAGGUGGAGGCGGAGCUGUGGUAUCGCAAGGCUGUAGCUCUACGGCCCGAUGAUGCGCACGCCCACACCAAUCUGGGCGCCAUUUUGCAUCUGCUGGGGCGCACAAAUCAUGCGGCGGCUAGUUACAAGGCGGCGCUGCGGCUGCAGCCCGGAGAUGCCAUUACGCUGGGCAAUCUGGCCAAGCUGGGCGUGACGAAUGUCUAGCCCCAUCAAGCGCAUAACGUUAAUUAGCCAGAUAUACAAAGGAGAACAGAAUGGAACAUAGAAAGAAAAUCAAUGUUAUUUUUAUAUAAGCGCAGGCCCGUUGCAGCCGCUAGAUAACUCUACAGAAUUUAUACGAUGGACUACGAUACAUAUGUGUAUGUAUAUCAUUUAGCAGCAGGAACAGCAUGUAAAUAACCAAAACGCAGCGACCAAAGAAUGUCAAAAAAGUUAAAGAAUUUAAGCAGAGAGCCGAACGAACAGAAAGAGACGACAUGCAGCAGCUGCAGCAGCAGUAGAGACAGAGAGAACAAUAAUUAAACUACCUAAAUGUUAAGUAAGAGGCGAAAGCGAAAGCCGGCAACCGGAUGCAGAUGCUGUACAGUGAAUAUAGCCGUAGCGAACUAUCAAAGCAAGUUUAUCGAAUUAUCGAUCAUCGAUCAAAAUCAGUAUGGAUAACCGAAAGUAAAUAAUCUGAAGGCUAAAUGUCGAUAUAUCGAGUUCAAGAUGAAAUCGAUCACCAUCACGCUAUCGAUCAUCCAAUAUCGACAUAUCGAUAACGACAUUUUGUGUACUUUAUGUGCUUAAUAUGAAUGUAAAUUUAUGUAAAUAUACAAAAACCAAAAUACAAUACAAAACGAAGAAAAUCCCAAAACAGAUAUAUUAUAACGAUUAUUGAUUAUAUAUAUAUAUAUAUAAAUGUAUAUGUAUGACUGUAUAUGGACUAUGCCUAAACAUUGUGGUGGCUUUUGGUCGAGCCGAGCGGCUCGCAAUUUGUUUUUUGCGUUAUGUGUACAUUUUAGUUAAGCGAAAACCAAAAAUAAUUGUAAAAA